AUGCUCAGAGGCCCGGGACCAUCGGGCGUAAGGACGAGAACGAGCGGCGCAUUCAGCACCAAAGCCGACUGCCAAUGCAGCCGAUUCGGGCAGCGCAGGUCAGACCUCUUGAACGAGAGCCGAAUAGCACGAUCCAGCGCAACCCAGAGCACGAACCCGGAGAGCUCCAAAGACAAAGUUCUUCUUCUCGCCGCGGACUUCCCAGAUGGACAUGUCGGGUUCAUGGCGCAGCGUCAUGACAUAGUUGACAAUUUGACGGAGAUGCCGCCACCAAGCAUGCGACACCAAUCUGGCGAAUCUGCGGUGGGCAUAGAUACUGUCCAGCCGCACAUGGAAUGUAUCCAGCUGCACCCGUCAUGUUUCUUGCUCUUAGUCAUGAAGCUCUGGCUACAGGAGAAGAAACCCAGCACCUCACCGGGCCCAUCUCAUCAAAGCCAAUUUGUAUUAAGGAUUUUGGUGUGGGGAAGAUCCUUCUGCUUGCUGAUGGCGCUGGUCGAGCGCGGCAGCGAUGGAAAGGUGCCCGUGCCCGCCCUCGUCUUAAUCCAGCAGUCCAGAAAAUAG
Molecule: messenger RNA, 561 nt
Organism: Aspergillus mulundensis
Lineage: Eukaryota; Fungi; Ascomycota; Eurotiomycetes; Eurotiales; Aspergillaceae
Exons: 1
Coding region: 1-561 (186 amino acids)
Source: RefSeq, a predicted model, not a curated record